This is a messenger RNA of Striga hermonthica, 891 nucleotides long. The record is from the annotation of a GenBank genome assembly. NCBI's taxonomy places the organism in Eukaryota, Viridiplantae, Streptophyta, Magnoliopsida, Lamiales, Orobanchaceae.
AUGUUGUUCCUAGACUGUUAUAACCUUUUGAAGAGAGCCAUAAGGUGUGAUUCUUCUUCUGAAUUGGUUUUUGGGUAUGAAGUUGUCUUUGAGAAGAAAAAGUUUUGCACUAUCAACGUAAAAUCCAGAAGAAUCCGCACGGUGAGUGGUCUAAGAAGCAAGGAUAUAUGUAACAACUUUGCAGGCAAGGUUGAUAGUGAAGAUAAAAUGGAAAUUGGCAGAAUAGCGUUUGCAACGCGCAAACUGCCUGAAUGGUAUGGCAGCAGGUGUUGUGGCUUCUUCUACCAUCCUCUAGCAAAAGAAUACCGGCUUCUCCAUGUGACGCAGAUAGGAAAGUCUAGUUACGAGUACCACAUUUACGAAUUUGGGGCUCACAAGUGGAGGACAAUUCUGACUCCCAAAUUUUCUCAUUACUCCCCUCAAAGCUCCGCGCAAUUGUUGGUGACGAAAAAAGCUAUGUUUUGGUGGAAAUUCGGUUGCUUUCUGGUUUUCGACAUAAAUACUGAGAAGGUAUGCAUGAAAGGUUCUCCCCCCUUGGGCCAUCAUGCUGAUUCAAAAAAUGUGGUGGUCAAAGGAGGUGAGGACUUGUGUUGCUGCUACGUGCGCUACAGAAUAGUGUUUGCAACGCGCAAACUGCCUGAAUGGUAUGGCAGCAGGUGUUGUGGCUUCUUCUACCAUCCUCUGGCAAAAGAAUACCGGCUUCUCCAUGUGACGCAGAUAGGAAAGUCUAGUUACGAGUACCACAUUUACGAAUUUGGGGCCCACAAGUGGAGGACAAUUCUAACUCCUGAAUUUUCUCAUUAUCCCCCUCCAAGCUCCGACCAAUUGGUUGUGAAGGAAAAAGCUUUGGUGGUAUUCAGCUACCUUUAUGGUUUUCGACAUAAAUACUGA